Theileria parva strain Muguga is the source of this 2787-nucleotide messenger RNA. RefSeq lists its product as uncharacterized. The coding region runs from base 38 to 2734 and encodes 898 amino acids. NCBI's taxonomy places the organism in Eukaryota, Apicomplexa, Aconoidasida, Piroplasmida, Theileriidae. The transcript has a single exon. The record is from RefSeq and is a predicted model, not a curated record.
UAUAAUAUUUUAGUAAUUUAGCCUAGGGAGUAUUCCGAUGACUAGAAUUUACCAAUUGGAAUCUUAUGUUAAUAAAUUUACCUCAUUACACAUUUGGCGCUUUUGUGAAUAUCUCCGCCUGGAAAGGAAAUUCAUAAGAUUUCCGAGGAUAUUUGAGAGGCAAAACCCCUCAAUUGUGUCAAAAGACGCGGUAAACUUACAUGACCAGAACACGGGAUUCACAAACUUCCUCAAAUCCCUCGAUUCACUCGUAACUUCCAGAGAAUUAACUUUAAAUUCAUUUAAUUCCCUUAUAAAUAAGUUUGAACCGUCGAUAGCUGAUGAUAGUGAGCAUCUAUCCCGGGUUCUAGAGUCUUACAGUACUGAGACUCUGUUACUAAUGCUGGAUUCUGUAACUUUUAACCAGUCCCACGUGAGUAGGAAUUUUAACGUGUUUUUAGACAACCUCGCCAAAGUCCUCUCGAAACGCUUUUUUACCCUUGAAAAUGAUCAAUUCGUCGAGAAUUUAAGUUAUACUUUCAACAUAGUAAGGAGAAUUAACCAGAAAUCUGAACCCGUUCAAUCUCUAAUCAACGCUGUGAACAAGUGUUUAAGAGUAAAAGUUGAUUAUUUAAUUGAGAAGGGAAUUUUUACAGAGUCGUUUAGGCUCUGUUGUUACACACUUGAUCCUAAAUCUGUCUACACAAUUGUACACUCAAUUCUACACAAGUUACACCUGUUUACACCUGAAGAUUUCGCAAAUUUACCAAAGUUUUUACUUGAUUUUAAGAUUCGAGACGGGGUUAUUCUGACGAACAUUCUUCAGCACUCUGUUAUCUCACCAAUUAACACGUUUAACUCCGAUUUGUUUGAGAAAUUUGUUAAAAAUAUCUCAAUAUUUGACCAAUUUCAUGAUACCAAGGAGAUUAGUUUCAGGCCAUCCGUAACUUAUCUACAAAUGCUAAGGGAUAAACUUGAUUCUUAUGAUAGGAGGGAAUUAUUUUUUAUCUUAUCCAGCGUUCCUGGGAUUAAUUUUGAUAAACUUGCGAGAAAACGGUGUAAGGAAUUGGUUAGUCAAAUUCUUGAAAGAAUUGGAGUAUACAAAGGUAAUAAAUUUAACACUAUAGCACACUUGGAUAAUGAGGAACUUGUUAGCCUAAUUAAGUACCUAAAUAAAGCCAAUUUUGCACAUCAAUCAGGUGAUAACUUUAUCAAGUCACUACUCAAUCCACAAAGUGAUGCAGAAUUGACACUAGCAGACUCCACACAGAGUGAACAGAGUGAACAGAAUGAACAUGAACAGUUGAUUGGAAAUGAAUUUGGUAAGGAAUUGUCUGAGCGGUUCGUUAAGGAGAUUUCACAAGCUUCAAAAUCCCCCGACUUUUGUGAGACCUUUAAAAAUUUUAAAGCCGUAGAGUCUUUAUUAUUUCUGUUGGACAGGUUAAUGAUUUCAGGCGUUGAUAAGUUUUAUACAGACAGUUUACUAGUGUCAUUUAAGAGCAUUUUGUCAAUGUUGUCCAGUUGUGUGGAGUCAAAUAUUUUACCCUUUUUCACUAAUAUUUCCAGGUUAAACAUGGAAUUACUAACUGAAAUAUCGAGGGAAAUGUAUAAAAUUGGUAAUCCUAGGGACCUGAGAGUGUUUGAAAAGGGUUUAAGAUUUAAGCUGUUACACCUUAAAAGGAACCCAGACCCCUUGGAAUAUUCCAAUACUAUCACUGAGCUAGGCGAAUUUUACGCCUUAAAAGGUGAAGUUAGUAGCGAAAACUUUAAGCUAAUUCUCAAAGUUUUGGACUUAAUUCAAAGAUUCUCAAGUUUAGCACAAGAGUUUAAAGAGUUUAAAGAGUUUAAAGAUUUUAAGGAAGAGUUUAAAGAGUCUAAGAAAGAGUUUAAAAAAGAGAUUAGGGAAGAGUUUGGUCAGUACGGGGCUGAUUUCGAAGCUUCUUUUGAUAAAUUCUUGAGUUUGGCGCGUGAGUUUGUGGAAAAAGAUCCCACGUUAAUUAACUUUACAACUUGGAAACUACUGUCUAAAAUCGCUGGAAACUCAAAAUUUAAGCCUAAAAUCGAUCAACUAACUCGUCUCAGUGUUACAGAACUGAAGCUGCCACAGCUGUUUGGACUCUUCAUGUACAAUCUUAAAACUGCAAAAUUGAGUUGUGAAGAUUCGAAUUUGAACAUAAAUUCUCCAGAUUUAAACCCACUUGAAUCGGUGAAGGAUCAAAUUUCUGAGAAAUUGGAACGUCUGGUUCAAAUUCUACAGGAAAAGUUUACGCAACGGGUUUGUGUAACUGAUGGUGAGAUUAGGAAAAUUAACCCUUGGAUGAGUGAAAAAGGCGUAAAAUUACUCUUCAAAAUGCCUACCGAACCCUUAGACAUGUUCCUAUACGAAAAAUGCCCAGAAAUUAAUCAAAUAUUCAAUCUUAAUACACAAGGGUUAGCAGAUUCAACACACGUGUCAUCACAUGUUUCAUCACUCUAUGACUUAAAAAUGUCCUUACUAGUCAUGAGUAAACAGUUGAUUCAGGAGGAACUAACACUUAAUCAGAGUGAAUAUGAUAACAUAAGGCAAAUGGUGGUAGAAUUGGGAACAAGGGUAAGGAGAGCGAUUUUGGAGGUUGAGAUGUGCAGGCCAAUUUCGAGGAACAUUUUUUUACCAAAAACUCACACUAAACAAUUGAUAAAAUUAAGUUUAAAUCGUUUCUGGCGUAAAAAUGGAAAUUCGGAAAAAUUCUCAAAAAAUUCAUCUCAUCCUUCCUAACCCACCAACAAUUUUAUCCAACACAAAUCUUUUUACCCAAAAAUAAAUAUUUU